Messenger RNA from Chiloscyllium plagiosum (whitespotted bambooshark), 1745 nucleotides. The record is from RefSeq and is a predicted model, not a curated record. NCBI's taxonomy places the organism in Eukaryota, Metazoa, Chordata, Chondrichthyes, Orectolobiformes, Hemiscylliidae.
UAACGCAUGAGAGAAUGGAAAUAAGAAAGCUGACAUCAGUGCCCAUUGUGACAAUUCUAACAUGCAUCACAGUGAGCGUCAUAAAGCUAUACCCAUUACCACCCUCGGGGAGGGUUGUGCAGCCUGGCUGAAGGCGACAGCUCAGCCAACGGUGGUCCGGGAGAAGGAGUAAAAUAUGGAUCCCGAAGACCAGAUAAGGAGGGAUUUUGACGACCUAGUGAGCCGGGGAAGAAACAGAACCUGUAAGAGACGUCGGGAUCAACAAAAUGACCCAUAUUUCGUUGACAUAGAUUUUGUGGAAGAUGGGACUGGUGGCGGGGGCGCUGCAGCGGCACCAAUACCUCAGGAUGAAGAGUAUUGGACUUCAAGUUUCAUGGAAGACCCGAAUGUGAUAGCACAACCACCAGCACCACCGGCAGCUCCACCUGUUUGUCAGGCUGUACCACCACCACCACCACCACCUGUUUGUCCACAUGUACCACCACCACUUGUUUGUCAGGCUGUACCACCACCACCACCUGUUUGUCCACAUGUACCCAACACCUCUGUUUGUCCACAUGUACCACCAUCAGCAACACCUGCUCCACCUGUUUGUCCACAUGUACCACCACCACCACCACCACUGCCACCUGCUCCACCUGUUUAUCAGCAUGUACCACCACCACCUGCUCCACCGAUUUUUCAACAUGUACCUCCACCUGCACCUGCACCACCUGUUUGUCCACCUGCACCUGCACCACCUGUUUGUCUGCCUGCACCACUGCCAACUGUGGAUCCGCCAGAUGUUUGUCUACCUGCAACUGCACCACCUCAAGUCUGCGCCCCACCAAUUGUCAAUGCAAUGCAGAAUGGUUCUGAUGGAGCAGGUGCAGCUGGGCCUCCAUGUAUGCCAGUAGUUCGUAGAAAAGAACGUGCACCUUCAGCCUUGAAAAAUGUUCGAGUUGCAUCUGCAAUACAGUCAAUCACAGAACGUGCACCUGCAGCCUUAAGUAAUCGAAUUGCAUCUGCAGUACCAUCAGGCAUAGCACCAAAACGGCAGAAAACCACUUGCUUAAGAAGAAAUGUAUCUGCACAUGGUCCACCUCAGCAAAGACCAAAAAAGAUUCAACGAUCCCUUAAUUUUGAUAUUCCUUGUGGUGCUCCUGGUGGCAGCAGAGUUCCAGACAACCCCGCAGGUGACAGAGCUGCUUCUGGAAGACGGAAUGAUGUUCAGGCUGUGGCAGUGCAUGAACGUGCAAAAGAAAAAGAAUCUGCUCAUCACAUUCUUGGAGAAAUUGCUUUCCAGCUGGAUCGUCGAAUUUUGACUCAUGUUUUCACUGAUCAGUUCCGAUUGUAUGGAUUCAGAGUAUCUGAUAUCAGUGAAAAGAUCACAGAGGUUGCAGGAAUAAGUGGGCGAUGUGAUGAGAUGAAUGCUCGAAGUACUGAGAUAAUGAACAAUCUGAGAAACUUUGGGUACUGCCCUGACAAUCAUGCAACAUUUGCAGAAUUCAUAGUAAACCGUUUUGGAAUCCUGAAGGAAAAGCCACAGGGCCAAACAACAUUAGAAAAUUACAAUAAUCGUGCCUAUCUGCAAAAGUUGGUAACUGAUAACACUCCACCACCUUUAUUGAAGGACAUGUUAGUGCUAUUGACCAGUCUGUGGAACUUGUCAGCAGCUGACGGAAAACCAAUGUUUAUUUGGUAACUGUCCUUAGAGCAGGGUAUAGAACUACCACACCUUAGUUCUUUCAAUAAAGCAAUGGUAA